Nomascus leucogenys (northern white-cheeked gibbon) is the source of this 4189-nucleotide messenger RNA. RefSeq names its product multimerin 2 (gene MMRN2). Gene Ontology annotation, biological process: negative regulation of cell migration involved in sprouting angiogenesis; negative regulation of vascular endothelial growth factor receptor signaling pathway. Gene Ontology annotation, molecular function: protein binding. The record is from RefSeq and is a predicted model, not a curated record. Lineage: Eukaryota; Metazoa; Chordata; Mammalia; Primates; Hylobatidae.
ACUUCCUCUCUUUGUUGUCCUCGUAUUUUCUUUUCCUCCUGAGAUUUAACUUGAAGACAACGUCAGUAGCAGUUUCUGGAGCCACUUGCCAAGGCUGAGUGUGAGCUGAGCCUGCCCCACCACCAAGAUGAUCCUGAGCUUGCUGUUCAGCCUUGGGGGCCCCCUGGGCUGGGGGCUGCUGGGGGCAUGGGCCCAGGCUCCCAGUACUAGGCUCUCUGAUCUGCAGAGCUCCAGGCUACCUGGGGUCUGGAGGGCAGAGGCUAAGGACACCGGCGAGGACCCCGUUGGACGUAACUGGUGCCCCUACCCAAUGUCCAAGCUGGUCACCUUACUAGCUCUUUGCAAAACAGAGAAAUUCCUCGUUCAUUCGCAGCAGCCGUGUCCGCAGGGAGCUCCAGACUGCCAGAGAGUCAAAGUCAUGUACCGCAUGGCCCACAAGCCGGUGUACCAGGUCAAGCAGAAGGUGCUGACCUCUUUGGCCUGGAGGUGCUGCCCUGGCUACACGGGCCCCAACUGUGAGCACCACGAUUCCAUGGCAGUCCCUGAGCCUGCAGAUCCUGGUGACAGCCACCAGGAACCUCGGGAUGGACCAGUCAGCUUUGAACCUGGCCACCUUGCUGCAGCGAUCAAUGAGGUUGAGGUGCAACAGGAACAGCAGGAACACCUGCUGGGAGAUCUCCAGAAUGAUGUGCACCAGGUGGCAGACAGUCUGCCAGGCCUGUGGAAAGCCCUGCCUGGUAACCUCACAGCUGCAAUGAUGGAAGCAAAUCAAACAGGGCACGAGUUCCCUGAUAGAUCCUUGGAGCAGGUGCUGCUACCUCACGUGGACACCUUCCUACAAGUGCAUUUCAGCCCCAUCUGGAGGAACUUUAACCAAAGCCUGCACAGCCUUUCCCAGGCCAUAAGAAACCUGUCUCUUGAUGUGGAGGCCAACCGCCAGGCCAUCUCCAGAGUCCAGGACAGUGCUGUGGCCAGGGCUGACUUCCAGGAGCUUGGUGCCAAAUUUGAGGCCAAGGUCCAGGAGAACACUCAGAGAGUGGGUCAGCUGCGGCAGGACGUGGAGGACCGCCUGCAUGCCCAGCACUUUAGCCUGCACCACUCGAUCUCGGAGCUCCAGGCCGAUGUGGACACCAAAUUGAAGAGGUUGCACAAGGCUCAGGAGGCCCCAGGGACCAAUGGCAGUCUGGUGUUGGCAACGCCCGGGGCUGGGGCAAGGCCUGAGCCGGACAGUCUGCAGGCCAGGCUGGGCCAGCUGCAGAGGAACCUCUCAGAGCUGCACAUGACCACAGCCCGCAGGGAGGAGGAGUUGCAGUACACCCUGGAGGACAUGAGGGCCACCCUGACCCGGCACGUGGAUGAGAUCAAGGAACUGUACUCCGAAUCGGAUGAGACCUUCGAUCAGAUUAGCAAGGUGGAGCGGCAGGUGGAGGAGCUGCAGGUGAACCACACGGCGCUCCGUGAGCUGCGCGUGAUCCUGAUGGAGAAGUCUCUGAUCAUGGAGGAGAACAAGGAGGGGGUGGAGCGGCAGCUCCUGGAGCUCAACCUCACGCUGCAGCACCUGCAGGGUGGCCAUGCCGACCUCAUCAAGUACGUGAAGGACUGCAAUUGCCAGAAGCUCUACUUAGACCUGGACGUCAUCCGGGAGGGCCAGAGGGACGCCACGCGUGCCCUGGAGGAGACCCAGGUGAGCCUGGACGAGCGGCGGCAGCUGGACGGCUCCUCCCUGCAGGCCCUGCAGAACGCCGUGGACGCCGUGUCGCUGGCCGUGGACGCGCACAAAGCGGAGGGCGAGCGGGCGCGGGCGGCCACGUCGCGGCUCCGGAGCCAAGUGCAGGCGCUGGAUGCCGAGGUGGGCGCGCUGAAGGCGGCCGCGGCCGAGGCCCGCCACGAGGUGCGCCAGCUGCACAGCGCCUUCGCCGCCCUGCUGGAGGACGCGCUGCGGCACGAGGCGGUGCUGGCCGCGCUCUUCGGGGAGGAGGUGCUGGAGGAGAUGUCUGAGCAGACGCCGGGACCGCUGCCCCUGAGCUACGAGCAGAUCCGCGUGGCCCUGCAGGACGCCGCCAGCGGGCUGCAGGAGCAGGCGCUCGGCUGGGACGAGCUGGCCGCCCGAGUGGCGGCCCUGGAGCAGGCCUCGGAGCCCCCGCGGCCGGCAGAGCACCUGGAGCCCAGCCACGACGCGGGCCGCGAAGAGGCCGCCACCACCGCCCUGGCCGGGCUGGCGCGGGAGCUCCAGCGCCUGAGCAACGACGUCAAGAGUGUCGGGCGGUGCUGCGAGGCCGAGGCCGGGGCCGGGGCCGCCUCCCUCAACGCCUCCCUUGACGGCCUCCACAACGCACUCUUCGCCACUCAGCGCAGCUUGGAGCAGCACCAGCGGCUCUUCCACAGCCUCUUUGGGAACUUCCAAGGGCUCAUGGAAGCCAACGUCAGCCUGGACCUGGGGAAGCUGCAGACCCUGCUGAGCAGGAAAGGGAAGAAGCAGCAGAAAGGCCUGGAAGCUCCCCGGAAGAGGGAUAAGAAGGAAGCGGAGCCUUUGGUGGACACGCGCGUCACAGGGCCUGUCCCAGGUGCCUUGGGCGCGGCGCUCUGGGAGGCAGGAUCCCCUGUGGCCUUCUAUGCCAGCUUUUCAGAAGGGACGGCUGCCCUGCAGACAGUGAAGUUCAACACUACAUACAUCAACGUUGGCAGCAGCUACUUCCCUGAACAUGGCUACUUCCGAGCCCCUGAGCGUGGUGUCUACCUGUUUGCAGUGAGCGUUGAAUUUGGCCCAGGGCCAGGCACCGGGCAGCUGGUGUUUGGAGGUCACCAUCGGACUCCAGUAUGUACCACUGGGCAGGGGAGUGGAAGCACAGCAACGGUCUUUGCCAUGGCUGAGCUGCAGAAGGGUGAGCGAGUGUGGUUUGAGUUAACCCAGGGAUCAAUAACAAAGAGAAGCCUGCCGGGCACUGCAUUUGGGGGCUUCCUGAUGUUUAAGACCUGAACCCCAGCCCCGAUCUGAUCAGACAUCAUGGACUUGCCCAGCUCUCCUUGGCCUGGGGCUCUGGCCAGGGAUGGGCUGGAGGUCAUUCAGUUGGUCUGUCUCUUCCCUGGAAACCUUCUGCAAAGACAGUGUGGUGUACGUGGCCUCCUUCUAGCCGCACGGGGCUUGGCCAUUUCUCCAUGAUGAGAAGGACUGGAAUGCUUCUCCGGGCAGGACAUGGUCCUAGGAAGCCUGAACCUUGGCUUGGCAUGCCUUCUCGGACAGCACGGCCUGGGCUCCAACUCUUCGCCACACCCUGUAUUCUACAACUUCUUUGGUGUUUUGCUCCUCCUGUGGUUGGAAACUUCUGUACAACACUUUAAACUUUUCUCUUGCUUCCUCUUCUCUUCUCCCUAAUCGUAUGAUAGAAAGACAUUCUUUCCCAGGAGGAAUGUUUGUUUAAAAUGGAGGCAACAUUUUGGCCAACACUGGAAAGCACUAGAGGGCAAUGGGAUUAAACCAACCUGCUUGGUCUCUAUUAGUCAGUAAUGAAGACUUCAGCCUGGCCAACCAAGGGAAAGGAAAUAUCUUUAGUUUCAGUCAUUCCUUGUACGAUAUGGUUUAGCUGUGCCCCCACCUAAAAUAUCAUCUUGAAUUGUAAUCCCUAUAAUCCCCACACGUCAAGGAAGAGAUCAGGUGGAGGUAAUUGGAUCUUGGGAGCGGUUCCCCCAUGCUGUUCUUGUGAUAGUGAGUUCUCAUGAGAUCUGAUGAUUUUAUAAGUUUGAUAGUUCCUCCUGUGUUCAUUCUCCUUCCUGCCACCUUGUGAAGAAGGUGCCUUGGUUCCUCUUCACUGUCUGCCAUGAUUGUAAGUUUCCUGAGGCCUCCCCAGCCAUGUGGAACAGUGAGUCAAUUAAACCUCUUUCCUUUAUAAAUUAUCCAGUCUUGGGCAGUUCUUUAUAGCAGUGUGAAAAUGGACUAAUACACUUGUGUUUAUCUGUAAUUUAAAUUUCAUGUCUUUUUCUCCUUGCCUUACAUAGGGUAAAGACCAAGAAAUGCCAAAUGUGAACUAAAAUGUGUAGGGCCUUCACCUUUUUUACUUCCUCCAGUAUCUUAGGACCAUCGUAAUUCUUGUUAGCAUCUCUAACCAGGAGGCAGCUGAGGGAGGAGGGAAGGAAGACUGUAAAAAUCCCGCUCACUAAUGAUCAACUUUGGAAUAAAGUGAUGCCCUUCAAA